Molecule: messenger RNA, 1182 nt
Organism: Adineta ricciae
Lineage: Eukaryota; Metazoa; Rotifera; Eurotatoria; Adinetida; Adinetidae
Source: the annotation of a GenBank genome assembly
AUGGUCCUUCUGGCUCAUCCAUUUCUCAUUCCGACAUACAACUCAUCUUCCACACCUACAAAUUUGAUUAUGUAUUCCUGGGGCAUCGAGACUAUCCGUCUGCUCUCAAUCAUCACUGUGAUCAAACAAACGGAUCGAUUGAAUAAUACAAUGACUCACCCAACAAUUGCACGGCCUAUACCUUUAGAUCCCCGUUCAAUUCCUGCGGUUAAAACAGAAAAACAAAUACCACUUCCUUUGCCAUCUUCCUGGUCAACUUUGGAUCGUUUACAUACAGAAGCUAUUAUUCGCCACAAAGCAUUACAAUUAUUACAAACACGGUUUCCUUUGAGUAAUAUGGAUUUUCUAUCAGCAUUUCCACCAUUAUCAUUACCACCUCCUCCUGCAACAUCCAUUCACCCUCACUCCCUCGCUGCAAUACUGUCAACAUCGAAUUCUCCAACUAAUUCGUCAUCAACUUCUUUGAAUUCAAGUUCCUCAAGUUCGAAUUCUCCUCCACCACCCUCCUCCUCUUCAUCGUCGUCAUUUCGAGCACCUUCAUUGAUCUCGUCGUCUUCAACACCAUCACGUAAAGAUAUAGCAAAAUCGUCAUCUGAUAAAUGGUGGAGCGUCAAUGAGCACUCAUCAAGUUUAUUCGGUUCCAUCACACGACGAUGUAAACGUUGUCGUUGCCCCAACUGUGUAAAUCAACCUUCGUCCACGUUAAAUGAUUCUUCAACAUCCAAACGUCAACAUAUAUGUCAUAUAUGUAAAAAAAUCUAUGGUAAAACCUCACAUUUAAAAGCACAUUUACGUUGGCAUGCUGGCGAACGUCCAUUUCGAUGUCAUUGGCUAUUCUGUGGCAAAGCAUUUACUCGUUCAGAUGAGUUACAACGACAUUUACGUACACAUACUGGUGAGAAACGUUUUGCAUGUCCGAAAUGUGGCAAACGCUUCAUGCGUUCCGAUCAUUUAUCGAAACAUUCAAAAACGCAUGAUGUUUCACCUUCAACACCAUCCCUGUCAUCAUCAUCAUCAUCACUCUCGACUACAAUGAUCAAUGACAAUCGUUCGAUUGAACUUUUGGAAACAACUAUAAGAAGUAAUUGCAGUAGUACAACUAGUGAAGAAAUCAUCGAAGAAAUGUCCUCGCAUGAUGAUGAUGAUGAUGAUCAUGAAGAAAUUAUCGAUGUGCAAUACUAA